UAGGAUCUUAGAGAAGAGCUGGCAGGUCAGGCUGAGCAUUUAUCUGCUGCUAGAGGAGGUGAAGGAAAGAGUAGACACUUGGCAAGCACUCCAGCACAUCUCAGGAUCAUGCCCAGUGGGAUUACAUGGGAGCAAGGCAACUCUCUGCUGAUCUGAAAAGACACUGAUCACGAAUUAGAAAAUGGAAGACCUUCAUAAAAGCUCUCUGGAAUACAAAACAAAAGAUACUCCGGUGAAGACAGAAUUGGGCUCCCGCUGUGUAGUCUUUACUUAUUAUCAAGGGGACAUUAAUAGUGUUGUUGAUGAACACUUUUCUAGAGCCCUAAGGACUAUAAAGGACCCACAGGACUUAAGCACUAAAAAUCGAGGGGAUGACUACCUUCCAAAGAACAUGAGUACUAUGGCAACAGAUGAUAUGAACUGGACAAAGACUUAUCAAGCAACACCUCCUGUAAGGAUGCCUGCAUCUGUCUUAACACCAGUACCUUCUACAUCAGACCACUAUGCCACAGUUUUUCAAACGCAUCCUCAUCAGCAAGACGUUUGGUCCCUUUAUCAUAUUGGGCCUCAUAACCCCAUUGCCCCUGUUUAUCAGCACUCAGUGUCAGACUUCCCUAUGGUCCCAGGCACUGGCCCUGAUGGCAAGCCCGGCUCUCUUCUAAGUCUUCUACAGCAUGAAAGAUAUCCAGUUCCUCUUCAGGAGUCGAUGAUUAAACAGGAGAUUCUCACAUCUACAUCAUCAGGGAUCUCUGCUCCAGUAAACCCAAACCCAAGGAUGAAUCCUCAAACAGAUCUGCAUUCUCAGGACCGAAGAAAAGACUAUUUUCAUCCUCAAGAUAGAAGGAAGGAUUUAUACUUUUAUUAAGUGAAUAUUUUCAAUUCAAUUCUUUCUCAUUCCAUGGAUAUACUUGUAAAUAUUUUGUAAAGUACAUUUGAAGGCCUUUUGAUUAGAGAUGGACUUUCUUAUUGGACAAGAGUAAAAUAAUAUGUAGUGUUGCCAUUCCCAUGGUGCAAUUGCUUUCUUCAUACUGGACACUGGAAAGCAAAUGUGUAAACUGUUUGUGGGAACCUUGCCUUCUUUGCACUGGAUUUAAGGAGCCCUAAAGAAGAAAAUGGGUUAUGUUUUUCUGUGCUCUUAGAUACCUAUGGCUGUGACCUUUACUUUCUUUCUUCAGAAACCAUAACAUUUACCUACAAGUUCUGACAUGAGAGAGGCAUCAGAGUGUAGAAAAUGGGCUUCAAUUUAUUAAAAUCCCAGUUUAAAGGUGUAUUUAAUUAUUACAUUGUUUGGGUGAUUAGUAGUUACUUUAUGUAUAUUUUUAAGCUUUUGUUAGUUGUCUAUUAAACAUAUUUUAAUUGCUGAUAAUAUUAAACAUGGUCCCAGUUGUGGGCCAAAUGAAGUUUGUCUGAUUGUUUGGCCCUAGGCCAACAAUCAAAAUAAAUAGGAAGGGGCUGUGCUGGCCCAGACUGGCAAUCUGUGGGUUCUGGCAAAUGCCAGAGGGGCUGCUGUAAGAUACCAUAGACAGUUACUAUUUAGUGGGAUAGUGGGGGCUGUUUAGGCCUCUGGCUGGUAAAAAUAUUUUAGAAAAGUGGCAAGCCUAAAUGGCAGGGCCUAUUCUGAAUCCCAGUCCAGACCUGGAGCUGUGUAUACCUAUUGACCGAGGAGUAUAUCCACAAACCUUAUGUGGUUUGAUUUUCCAUGCUGCCUGAUCAGCAUCUUAUCGAGCCAUAAUCACAUAUUUAUAGGGUAGGGUAUUGUUUUGGGCUCAAACUUCAGUUAGCUGCCAAAACCUGAAAAGCUGUGUGUCAUUUUGGUGUGAAAAUUCAGCCACUGUCUAAAUAUACACAAUGAAAAAGAAAAGGUUCUGUUUAUAUUCCAAAACAUAUCAUUUGUAUACGUCACAAUCUGUUUAUGUUGCCCCAAGCAGCCAUAUUUCCACAAUGUGCUACUGGAAGUCAAUUCUACUAUCCAGUACAAUUAACCUCUGAGCCAGACUCUCCUCCUAUUGCUUGGGAUAAAACAUGCAACACUAUCCACCAGCAGUAUUCUAUCAAUGUAGCUGAGCAACAUGCAUUUUAAAAAAAAUGUAUUUGAGAAGAAAUGACACUCCGGUAAUGAAGUUAAAACACUAUUAAUAUUACUGAUAAAAGUCGCCAGUUUUUAAAGCAUUUUGCUUCAGAGUCAUAUGCAGUCAGUAGAAACUAGAUGUAUUUUUAAUGCUAAUUGCAUGGUUGUUUUUCCAUAGCCUUUAAUCCAUCUGUAAAUAUCCUACCUCAAGUUUGAGCAUUAAAAAUAUUUUCUGGAGAAUAUUACUACUGAAUUAACUGCACUUUUCAUUAAGCAACACAGUAUAAAAACAUAUUAUGUAUACAGGUAUGGGACCUGUUAUCCAGAAUGCUUGGGAGUUUUCAGAAUAAAUAAUUUAAACAUUAAAUAAACCCAAUAGGAUUGUUUUGCCUUGAAUAAGGAUUAAUUAUAUCUUAGUUGGGAUCAAAUAAAAUGUAUUGUUCUGUUAUUACAGAGAAAAGGGAAUAGCUUUUAAAAAUUAAAAUUGUUUGAUUAAAACUGAAUUUAUGGCAGCUGGCUUUUCCAUAAUUAAUAACAUUCUGGAUAACAGGUUUCUGAAUAACAGAUCCCAUACCUGUACUUGUAUUCAUUUUUAUUUUGUUUGUAGUGGGGUAAAUAAGCAAUGUGGGCGUUCUAUUUAUUUAUAUACACUUAUACAUGUAAUCAGUUUUUAAAAAAUGCUAAAUUUCCUUAUAAAUAAAUCACUUACUGAAGAAAGUUUCAGUGUUACAAAUUUGCUUGAAUUACUGUGAAUUUACAUAAUAAAUCAGCCCAAAUGUCUUCAUUACA
Messenger RNA from Xenopus tropicalis (tropical clawed frog), 2857 nucleotides. RefSeq names its product vestigial like family member 1 (gene vgll1). The transcript has 4 exons. Gene Ontology annotation, cellular component: nucleus. The record is from RefSeq and is a predicted model, not a curated record. Gene Ontology annotation, biological process: regulation of DNA-templated transcription. Lineage: Eukaryota; Metazoa; Chordata; Amphibia; Anura; Pipidae. Bases 182 to 865 code for a protein of 227 amino acids.